Notothenia coriiceps (black rockcod) is the source of this 942-nucleotide messenger RNA. Its product is annotated as neurexin-2-like. Lineage: Eukaryota; Metazoa; Chordata; Actinopteri; Perciformes; Nototheniidae. Bases 1 to 942 code for a protein of 313 amino acids. The record is from RefSeq and is a predicted model, not a curated record. The transcript is spliced from 6 exons.
AUGGGUAAGGAAGAGUCAGUAGCCACCUUCAAGGGCAACGAGUUCUUCUGCUACGACCUGUCGCUGACGCCCAUCCAGAGCAGCACCGACGAGAUCACGCUGUCCUUCCGCACGCUGCAGCGCAACGGCCUCAUGCUGCACACCGGCAAAUCGGCAGACUACGUGAACCUGUCCCUGAAGAGCGGCGCCGUUUGGCUGGUCAUCAACCUGGGCUCGGGGGCCUUCGAGGCCCUGGUGGAGCCCGUCAACGGCAAGUUCAACGACAACACCUGGCACGAUGUGCGCGUCACCCGCAACCUGCGCCAGCACGCAGGCAUUGGACACGCUAUGGUGACCAUCUCAGUGGAUGGUAUACUGACCACCACUGGUUACACCCAGGAAGAUUACACCAUGUUGGGUUCAGAUGACUUCUUCUACAUCGGAGGGAGCCCCAACACCGCCGACCUGCCCGGAUCACCAGUCAGCAACAACUUCAUGGGCUGCCUUAGAGAUGUGGUGUACAAAAACAAUGACUUCAAGCUGGAGCUGUCACGGCUGGCCAUCGAUCGAGACCCUAAAAUCAGCCUUAAUGGCGACUUGGUGUUUCGCUGUGAGGACGUGGCCGCCCUGGACCCCGUCACCUUUGAGACCCCCGAGUCCUUCAUCUCCCUGCCCAAAUGGAACGCCAAAAAGAUGGGAUCUAUCUCCUUCGAUUUCCGCACUACGGAGCCCAGCGGGCUCUUGCUGUUCAGCCACGGCCGUCCUCAGGGUCCCAAAGAGCAGAAGCCUGGUCGGGAGCUGAAGACUGAUUACUUCGCCAUGGAGCUGCUGGAGGGGUAUUUGUACCUGCUGAUCGAUAUGGGCUCUGGAGAAACAAAGCUGAGGGCCAGCAACAAGAAGGUUAAUGACGGAGAGUGGUGCCAUGUGGAUUUCCAGAGGGAAGGGAGGAAAGUUGCACUUUGA